AUGUAUAAAGGAAAAAAAAUUCGAAUAGGAACAUUAAAUAUAUUUAAUAAUAUAUGUCAUUCCAUUAAAGAAAAAUUUUUAAACUAUGAUUCAGAGUACAUCUAUAAUAUAUCUCGAAAAAAUUUGUUAUUUAAACAUUUAUUUAGUAACUCUUUUGAUAUUAUUUGCUUACAAGAAGUAGAUUUAUUUAUGAUUAAUGAACUAAAAAAAAAAUGUUUAGAAUAUAAUUUCACUUUAUAUGCGUCACCAGAUAAUAUAAAAUCAUCAAAAAAUAACAAUUGUAUUAUUUACAAAAAAAAUUUUAAAUUAUUGGAUGAAAAUUUUUUUGAUUUAAAUAGUGUUGUAUCAAAAUAUUUUAUGAAUUAUUCAUCCGAAAGUAGAUGUGAACAAAAAGAAAAUGAUAUAUCACAUUUACAGAAACUUAGUGGUGUAUAUGAGUUAAUAACAAAGGGUAGAGUAAAAAACACUCAUAUGGAACAUCCAGCACAAUUAAGAAAAGAUAAAGCUUUUUACUUACUACCAGAAUUAUCUAUAGAACCUUUUAAAAGUGCAUUUAAAGAAAUAAAUGGUAAUGAACCUAUAUUUACAAAUAAAACUUUGAGUUUUAGUGGUUGUAUUGAUUUUAUUUUUUACAAAGAGCUUAUUCCUUUAUCAGCAAAAACUAUACCUAGUAACUUAAAUGAUAUCAAAAUUUUACCGAAUGAACAUUUUCCAUCAGAUCACAUUCUUUUGAUGUCUGAAUUUUUUGUUGUAUAA
Messenger RNA from Plasmodium gallinaceum, 756 nucleotides. Its product is annotated as carbon catabolite repressor protein 4, putative. Gene Ontology annotation, molecular function: poly(A)-specific ribonuclease activity. The record is from RefSeq and is a predicted model, not a curated record. Gene Ontology annotation, cellular component: cytoplasm; CCR4-NOT complex; nucleus. The coding region runs from base 1 to 756 and encodes 251 amino acids. The transcript has 8 exons. Gene Ontology annotation, biological process: nuclear-transcribed mRNA poly(A) tail shortening. Lineage: Eukaryota; Apicomplexa; Aconoidasida; Haemosporida; Plasmodiidae.